GCGGAAUCCGGCAAGCCAUGAGGGCUUGGGGGUAAAAUGACAAUAGAGUUUACCUUAAGGAAUGCCUUGUCGAAGAUUGAUUCCGAGAAAGCAAAGGACCGAGACUCCGGCCUUGCGACCCUAAAAACUCUGCUAUCAGAUGAUCGUAACGUGUUGGACGUCGAUGAAGGCACCUGGAAGACAAUUUUUGAAAGUUUCUGUAGAUGCGUAGAGAAGCAGAAGGCGCUCUUCUUAACGAAAUCCUCGGGCACAUCCAAGGCCAGCAGUCAAAACGCCGCUGCGAGGGCCCAAAAAGCAUUGAGCGAGCUUGGUCAAGAUUUUCGCUGGCUUUGUGAGCGUGCCCAUAGAUCUCUGAAAUGCGCUUUGGUUAGACCAAUUCUGGAGCAUAUUCUUGCAGUGCUACCAUACCGUCAUGGCCUCUUUAAACCUCUCGCAGUGUCAUACACUAGAGCUCUCCGGCAGAUGCUCUCGUGCCGCUCGUACAGGGAUCAUAUUCCGUUGAAUGGCUGGGACGCUCUUACGAAUCUUUGCAUGAACGGACUGAAUGCUGAGGAUGAGGACGGCGAUAGUUCAUCUGGAUUCGAAUCCGUUGAGACACCUUCACCUACGUCCUUGCCUAACUUUCGUAGCUCGAGGCGGUCAACAUCGGCCGAUAGUAUCGAGCUUGCCCGAAUAAUGGCUCUGCUGGUAAUCGGAUGUCCAAAAGAUUUGGGCUCCUGUGCCGACUCCUUUUUGGAGUUUUUUGGUUGCUACUUUGCGCGCCAUUUACACGAGACACCUUGCCAUACUCCCCUGCUGACAGCAACGAACCACUUGCUUUUCGAAACAGCUCACCAGAAUAUGCAAGCGGUAGAGGACUUUCUGUCAACAGCCAUACCACAUCUGUUACCCCUAUGGGAAAGUCGCUCAAACCACACAUUCCGUUAUCAAUUAUUGUGUAUUAUGCGGUUCUAUCUCCAUGUCGCGUCUACCACGAAUCCGGCUCCGGACUGGCAGACUAACUGCUCGCAAAUUUAUGAAUGCGUUCAGCGCGAAAUGAGCAGCAAGUUCGGCUUUGGUCCACUCUCGAGUAUAGCUCUCUUUGUUUGGGCAAUCAGAAAACGGCAGCCAGAUUUUUUGGUCCCUAUCACGAAAGAAGACUUGCUCGUAUAUAAUCACAUUUCACCCAAAGAUAUGAUGACUUUUGCUUUUCUGGACCUGUGCUCGGACGUCUUCUUCCAUGUACUUGCACUGGAGGCGAAACCUGAGAAGGACCAAACCCACGGUCAUGAUAUCACGCCGGCUCAGGAUGAUGUCUCCGACACGUUGAGCAAACGGAAGAAAACAAAGAGAAGCGAUGUCGUAGCUGAUAUCACACGCAUACUGGCGCUGAAGGCUGCGAGUAAGGAUGAGAAGAUUGCCCUAUUGCAAGCUGUGACACUGCUGCUCGUCAAACAUGGGUCCCACGUAUCAGAAAAACUGUCCAAUGUGACUGCCAGCUUGAGCAGCAUUGCUGCCGGUGCCGACAUUGAUUUGCAAGGAUGGGCAUUGAUAUGCCUUGGGAUAUAUGGAAUGUCCGCUGACUCGAGAACAUUUCCAUUCACGGGUUGGGAAAUAGCGUGGAAUACCUCUGUGCGACUCAUGGUCACGGAUACACCCGCAGCCGAGGCUGCAUUUUACGCAAUGGAAGUUAUCACUGAAAAACAAUUGAUAUCGGAAGAGAUCAUCGUCGGAGCGAAGGCGGAGAUCUUGAGGGCUAUGCGCGAUGGUGUCCUGGUACCAUCACCUGGCUCUCUUCAUUUCCUGCUGCGGUACAUCGAGUGGACUACAGCAGCUGGAGAUGCUGCUUCCGGCGAUCAGGCAUUUCCCAUACAGGAAGUGGCGUCAUGGGUUUUGGCACCUUCAAAUGCUUCAUCAAACACGAAUAAUCUAUCAAGGAACCAGUUGAUUACACCCCGAAUAUUGGCUUCGUUACUGCUAUCCUUAUGUGGGGUGCCAUCAACGGGCUAUGAGCGAACAUUCGAUGCUGUCGACGCCGUACCAGUACGUAUUUGCGGAGGAGAAGAGCACUUGUCAGAGUGGCGAUUGUCAUUGGUGAAGAUACUAUGGAAAGACAUUGUUAAUGAGGACUUUGAGCAUUUGUCCAAAUUGAAAUCGCAGGUGCGAGUGCCACUGCCAAAGGAUAGGACAGGGUUGGCGCACCAGGGCAUCUGCGUCUUGAAGGGAUUGGAGGAGCAUUUGCAGAAUCUACUCAGUUGUUGGGACAGGAUUGAAAUAUCAAAAGUCAAGCCAAGUGCUGAGCAAAGCGAUACACUGGGGCGAAUCGUUAGACAAUCAUUGGAUGCCUUGUCCACUACUAUUUUCGUUUCGCGUCGAAUGUCGUACACCGGCGACACGGCGAGACGUCAUGUUAACGAGUCAAACCUCGCAUUGCUGUUGUCAGCCAUAGCUGCUAGGCUAAAUGAAGGUCUCCGCCAGCUUAAUGGGUGCGAUAGCUUUGUAGGCAUUCUUGAACGGCUAGUGCAGAUACUGACUGAGUGCCAUGACUGCAUGGAGGGAGACUGUGUUGCUCCCACGUCUGUAUCUACACGGCCGGCAGAAACGCAUUGGUAUCCUCUUUGGCCAAUGCCAGUUGAUACUGGUAUUGCCCUCAUGGCUGUCAUGCAAGCGAUGUUUCAUGCUGACGUCAAACGAAGAGGUGUUGCAAACAAUCAAACCACAAAAUCAUCUACAGCGGCGUUCGAUGAAUUUGAUAGCCCAGACACAACUGUCGGUGGAGGGAGCGGCGCUGUAAUCACCUCGUUACAGAUGGAGUACUUUUAUGGGACAUCAUCGACACCUGUUGGGACGGUUAUAGAAAGAGACUCACUCAUGUUGCGGGCCAUGCGACUUCUGUAUAGUAUGAAUUGGGGCCAAGCAGCAUCUGCAGAAUUGGGUUCAUUGCGGAAUAUGAUUGAAAAUACAGUGGCGACCGCAAUCCCGACAGACACGGUUGACUUGUUUCAUUUAGGUUUCGAGAUCGUCGAUUUUCUGGAGUGCGCAUCUGCCAUCCAUCUGACGACAGAUCAAUGUCGAAUUGUUAUCGAGAGGAGUGCUGACCUUUUAUCAACUUAUGAUAGCGAGAGGAACCAGUGGGUCUGGAUCUAUAUCAUACGAAGUUUAAAGUCCCUACUGCCCGCGUUGGUAAAAGCCACGGAGGAGGCGGACCUUACCGAUCAAGUUGGUAGUUUCCUUGCGUAUUUUAUGAAGAAGGUAUCUGGCAACACAGUUUGCUGGCGCGUGUGUUUAGAGUUAGGGCAAUUACUUCUCAGGUACCUGUUACUCGAUCCUGGUCAGGGGUAUUUUAGGCGAUGUCUCGGAUCCGACAGCAAGGACUCAGCCUUGGUCAUUGUCCUCGGACUCUUGACGCAUGAAGAAUUCAUUGUUCGAAUCCGUAUGGGCCACGAUGUGCCAAAGAUCUUUGGCAUUUUCGACCCAGAGGACCAUUCAAACAUUUUUAAUGACAUUCACGAUACCCUAGCCAAGAAUUGCUUUGGAUAUCUGCAUCUCUUGAGUAACAUUCUCACUCUCGGGGAGGUGUUCUUGGUGACUGAGCAAGAGCGCGCCAGCGUAUUGCUCUCCUUGCUCCAUAUGAGCAAAGAAGACGAUGCACAGCACAUGGUGGAGGCCAUUAUAGAAGUUGUAGCACAUCGGUUGAGCCUGAAGGACGGAACGCACCUUUUGUCGGAACUGUUGCCACAUGUGCUGUGGGCCUGGGAUGACGACAUCGGCAAAUUCCCCUUUGGACUGUUGACGAUUCAUUCGGCGAGCGAUUUCUUCAUUGCGUAUGCGGAACAUAUUGUGCCCAAGUUGCUGCUCUCCAGUGAUUUCGAUUCUGUAAGAACGCUUAUUAAAGAAAGUGGGGGUGACGCACUUCGAAUCUUGAAAAGGGCCUUGCCAUGGUCAAUGGCUUAUUUACUACCCCGACUGAUUGAUGGGGGCUUGCUCAAGGGAAGAAUCGGGCAAUCUGCGAAAGCGAGGACAGCAGAAGCCGCAAUUCGCUUUAUGAAAGACUUGAUGGGUGACGAAAUGUUUAACAUUGAACUGACGAAAAGAACUCCGCGAAUUAUUGCGAAUUUGUUAAAGUCUGUCUUCGACUCGAAAGCCAUGGCAACAUGUAUCGAUGAUUCAGAGUACUCCAUUCUAAGUGAAGCUCUCCAAAGAAUGUCUGUCCCAGCUACCGGCAGCGCUGCACAUCACUCAUGCCUAUGGAAACAUCAGUAUCUGCCCUCAUUCGACAGUCGUACCAUCAUUCAAUCACUUGAAUAUUUGCAAACUUUGUAUCAAGAGGAUCAACGCGCCACCACUGGAGAUUGUACAAGUGCGCUUCAUGAGUUCUUCAAGCCGGGUCGCCUACAGAGAGUCUUGCAGGACUUGCACGAGUCUUUAGAUCAGAUGGUUUUUGUCCAUGACAAGCACCGAUUGAUUUCGAAUGGGUAUCGUCUUGUAGUCGCGAUCUCUGCUCCGGCAUUGAUGCACCCGUUUCUUUUUGAAACAGUGCUCCAGACGCUACUUCAAAAUAUGAAGUACCCAGAAAUGUCCUCAGUGUGUUGCGUUAUUUUGGAAUAUCUUUAUUCUUUUGCGGUAGCGAAUGAUCAAUCUGUUAUCGGUUCGACCCUAACUUCGAUCGCUCCAGCUUUGGCCGAGCAAAUAUCCACCUAUCUGGCUUCGAACACCCAGGAAGCAGCUCUCAGGGUGAAGACCCUACUUGACAGUAUUUUGGACCUUUGCUGGAAAGUUGAUCAAAGAAUCGUCACGCUCUCCAUACUCCAGCUUGAUUCCAAUCUGUCCUUGUUCGAGGGUCUGCGAGACAGACAUGGGGCGACGAAAUGUGAUGGAGAUCCCCAGUUGGUGUUAAGUUUAGUGGCGUUAGGGGAUGCAACGGCAUCGGCGCAGCUUGCCAGAGUUAGAUACCUCCGACGUGCGCUGGAGAGUACAGAUCUGGUUAACAGAUUACGCAUAUCCGAAGAUACGGUGAGUGUAGUUAUAGCGCAUUUGCAAGCAAUGCUGCAUAGCACGCAAUGCGAUGACGUUUUAACGGAAGAGAUCGUUAAAUGUCUGGGAAGGCUGUCGCCGGUGGUAACCCACCGCGCGGUUAAGUACGAUUAUUCCAUCUCGCGACAUCUUGGAAACACAGGACCUGUAACUCGCAAACUUGCUGUUGGCUCUCCCGGACACCGCGUGGCUCUCAGUUACCUCCAAAAACACUUAAUGGACUCCGACGUGAAGCAAGUCAGCAUUGUAGUUCGAACGCUCAGACAGCUGCUAUCGUGUGACGCUGGAAACUAUGCUUUUGAAAGUCUUGAGCUCGAUGUGUCCAAAUACAUUAAUAUAUUUCGGGGGAAGAUCGCACCGAAGACCAAAGUUUUGGCAACUCAACGCGCAUAUCCUCCGCUUGAGGAUUUAGACGUCAGCUUGCCGACAUCCGACACAUCCAUGCACCCGAACGCUCAUAUUCAGACCUUCGACGACUGGACGGUUACGUUGGCCAACAGCUUGAUAGCCUCAUAUCCAACGGAUGAGUUCUAUCCAAAUCUCGGACUAUGCUUUGAAUUUCGACCGGCCUUUGCGGACAUGAUGCUCCCUUACCUAAUUCAUAGCGCAUUGUUGUUUGAGGCGGAAACAAUCAAGGGAUCGACCAAAAGAAAGCUGCCCAUGUCGUUGAGAACGCUACUGUCCGAAAAGGUGAAGGCCAUCAUGGAACAGAAUCAAAAAUUAGAUUCACGCAUUCUUUCGUCACUGUUAAAUGUUAUUGAGUUCCUCAGAACCCAACCUCACCCGUGUAGCGCUACACCGUUUGAUAACAACGCUUGGCUGGACCUGGAUUUCCUCUGCGUAGCGCAAGCUGCCGCGAAAACUCGAUCCUUUGCAACCGCGCUUCUGUUUCUAGAAAUAUCACAGGAGAAGAACAAGAGAUUAUGGGCCCCAGCGCUGCCCAUUAACCAAACGAAUCAGUGUGACACACAGUCACUCGCUAGGCUCCUGCUUGAUGUCUAUCAAGCCAUUGGGGAUUCUGAUGGUUUCGAAGGCGUGAUGACGUCUAUCGGGUCGGAAACGAUGCUGGAUGAUCCAUCAUCGCUCGUUCAAAAGUAUGAACAUGAUCGGGCAUGGCAGAAGCUUUUUAGCUUUCGAGAGACUCAGCUUCAAGUUGGACAUAUUGUCAAUGCGAAGAAAGAUAAUCUCAGUAUUGAGAUUGGAUUGAUGAAAUCGUUAGGCAGUUUAGGCUUCCACCAUGUGCUAGACACAUACAUUCGAGGAUACAGUAAUCAGCAGCAGGGGACACCAAUGGACCAGCAAAUGCGCGAAUUACAUUAUGAAAGCCUGUGGCGAACUGCACGUUGGGAAAUGCCCACUGAUAGAGCUCGUUCCGGUCAUCCGCAAUCUCAAGAACACCUGUACAAUUGCAUGAAAGCAUUCAAUGAUCGAGACCUUAAUGGUUUAUCGUCUUUCCUUUCUUCCGCGCUCAGAAGAAUGGGAGAUGUUGUCCGCGGACACAGUUUACGUGGAACACUCAAUCCUUUUCCGGUGAUUCGCCCUUUGCUAAUGUUUACUGAGCUUGAUGAGCUGGCUAGUGUGGCGAAGGCGGUGAACAUAGAAGCCUUACAAUCGCUUAUGCAGCGGUGGAAAUUGCGCAUAGUUAUCCUCUCAGACCGGCAAAGCUUUCCAGAAUUGGAACCUGUCCUCGCCAGCCGCACUUCCACUCUUUCUGUCCUCGUUUCUCAGUAUUGCACUCACAAACGAAGCGAUGACGUGUUUUCGAUCGGUGCUACUAGGGCUCUUUGUGAACAUUUCUUAGGGUAUGCGGAGCUUGCACGAAAGGCAGGAAACCUACAGAUUGCAAACGCUGCCCACGCAAGGCUCAGCGCCGUCGUAGCUAAUGCGAUUGGUAACCAGCUGCUCUUACCAACGGACAAAUUACAGGCACUGAUGAAGCUAGAGGGUCUUAAGAGUUUAUGGGCUCAAGAUGAUCGUACGGUUGCCACUCGAUCGUUGAAGCACUUUCUACAAUUGCACGCGAACGACCAAGCCCGAACGACAGGUGUUAGCUUGAGUAGAGACAUUGAGGCGGAACUCUUGUAUCAAUUAGGACAAUGGGUCGCCGAAACACGAUUUGAGCCGCCAACAACCAUAUUAAAGGAUUAUUUUGAACCGGCAGUGCAAGCCAGUGCUCUAACAAACUACGGCAAACUGCGGGCCAAGGCACACUACCAUCUCGCAAAAUUCGCAGACGGGCAGUAUCAAGAGUUACUUGUGAACGACCCACGAGAGCAGAUACGAGAGCAUGUUCGCUACAAGCAGAGUGAAGCUAAUGCAUGUGAGGAUUUGUCCAAGCAAUAUGCUGGACGGGAUGCUAAUGCGGCAAAACGAUAUGCGCACAUACGUGAGAAGAUGCUUUCACAGAUCAAGCUUGACAUGGCUGAAGAAGGCCGCUACAUGGACGACAGAAAUACCUUCUUGGAGAAGAGCGUGGAGAACUAUUUGCAAAGUUUAGAGUACGGCCACACCCACUCGGAAAUGUGCGUCUUUAGGCUAUGCACAUUGUGGUUUGCUAAUGUUGAGCGGAAUCAAAUCAACGCCCAGAUGCUGGGGUACAUUGAGCGGAUCCAGUCCUGGAAAUUUUUGGUGCUCAUGUAUCAGCUAUCAGCCCGGCUUACAUCUAGGCCGCCCGCGCAAGAGGCGCAGUUCCAGUCGGUGCUCCAACGAUUGAUAUACAAAAUGACCAAGGACCAUCCUCACCACACGUUAUAUCAAAUCAUUGCCCUGAAGAACGGGAAUCAGUAUGGUUCUCCUUCGUCAUCGAGACAGCGUACACCUGAAUCAACACCGACUGUUACAGCGGCCAAAGGGCUUUUACAGAAACUAAGCGCUCCGGAAGCACUGGGUGACCUGGUGACUCGGGUUGACCGGUUAUGCGAUGCGUACAUUGAGUUGGCGUGGCGAGUUAUUUCAACAGCAAUGUUGAAGGAAUCACGCGUCCUUCCGUUAGACAAGAGAUCAAAGAUUGCAGGCAUUGCAAAAUACGGUCUUGAUGUUCCCAUUGCUACGGUUGAGCAUCCCGUCAACCGGAGUUGCCGCUAUGAUGAUUUGCCGCGGAUUCAGGGUUUCAAAGGGAAUUUUGCAGUUCCCGGUGGAAUCAAUAUGCCAAAGCGAGUUGAUUGUGUUGGGACUGAUGGGAACAUCUAUACGCAAUUGGUCAAGGGAAAUGAUGAUCUCCGACAGGAUGCGGUGCUAUCAAAGAUCUUCACUAUCAUGAAUGUUCUUUUGAAUAAGAAUUUGGAAACCAGAAAAAGAAAUCUGACGAUAAGAACAUACAAAGUGGUUCCGUUAGCCCCGCGCGCUGGGCUUGUUGAAUGGGUCCAUAAUACACUACCCAUUGGAGAGUACCUAAGCAAGGCUCAUGUGAGCUACAAUCCAAAAGACUGGCGGCCGUCAGAAUGUCGUGCGCGCAUGAACGAGGAACACAAAAAGGGUAACCUUCAGACGAAGAUUACCCUGUAUCGACAAAUCGAAGGCAAUUUCCAUCCUGUCUUCAGACAUUUCUUUUUUGAAACGUUUCCUGACCCAUUGGAUUGGUUUGAACGGCGUCUGACAUAUACUCGAAGUGUUGCCGCGAGUUCAAUGGCCGGCUAUGUGGUAGGACUGGGGGAUCGACACGCUCAGAAUAUUCUGAUCGACAAAGGGACAGCUGAAGUCGUGCACAUCGAUUUGGGCAUUGCCUUUGAUCAGGGCCGAAUCCUUGCGGUUCCGGAACUCGUUCCCUUUAGGCUGACCCGGGAUAUUGUGGAUGGGAUGGGGAUCACAGGUGUGGAAGGCGCAUUCAGACGCUGUUGCGAGGAAACCAUGAAGGUUCUUCGUAAUGAUUCCGAAAUUCUGUUAACUAUUCUGGAUGUGUUCCGCUAUGACCCCCUGUAUAACUGGAAAGUGACACCAUUGGAACAGCGUAGGCGACAAGGCGCGCCCGAGGAGCAAGUAGCCAUAGACAUUCCUGGGAGAGAUGGGACGGUCAUAGGGGAUGACCGGGGUCAGAACAAGGAGGCGGAGCGAGCAUUGUUCGUCGUGCGAAAAAAGCUUUCAUCGGGCGUAAGUGUCGAGUGCCAGAUAAAUGAGCUCAUCCAAACGGCAGUCGACCCAGGGAACCUCAGCAGAAUGUAUCAUGGAUGGCAGCCAUGGAUGUGAAGCGAUUGGCAGUGGAAGAAGGUUUAUGCAAACUGACGUGUCUCAUGUCUUAGGAACAUGAAGGGUAGUAUCUCAGGCUAGCACCUGCGUGGUCCAUGUAUAUAUAAAACCAACGAGAAAAUCUGAAUCUGUAGAUGCAGGUAGCGCAUUAGGCAGAACAUUUACUUCCAUGUGAAUAGCUCGUGAUCUAAAUAUUUAAGCCUGCCGCCCGCCAUGGUGUUUCGCCUUGGCCGCCAAC
Spizellomyces punctatus DAOM BR117 is the source of this 9433-nucleotide messenger RNA. RefSeq lists its product as uncharacterized. Bases 37 to 9195 code for a protein of 3052 amino acids. Gene Ontology annotation, biological process: DNA repair. Gene Ontology annotation, molecular function: protein binding; protein serine/threonine kinase activity. Lineage: Eukaryota; Fungi; Chytridiomycota; Chytridiomycetes; Spizellomycetales; Spizellomycetaceae. The record is from RefSeq and is a predicted model, not a curated record. The transcript has 16 exons.